AUGGAUGUAAAUGCCAAAGCAGUCCAUCGCUAUGGAAUUAUCCCACUUCGAGACAAGCUAUUCUCCGAGGAAUCAAAACAGCGGACAUACUUCGACUCCGCCGAUUUUGCGCUGAAAUCGGAACACAGACCUUCCUCGAUUUAUAAUAAUGAUAUUGGAACUAAACAUCCGGAGCAUGCUCAUAUAUCUCACCCAUUUUGCGCUGUACCUGGUUCCAGUAAUCUCUCUCAACAUGCGAAUGAUGGGUGUCGCACUUCCAGUGAAUAUCAACAGUCUGAAAGUCUUCUACACGAGGACGGGAAAAAAGAGAGCAAAAGGCGUAAUUCACUAACAAUGACUUAA
This is a messenger RNA of Penicillium odoratum, 342 nucleotides long. RefSeq lists its product as uncharacterized. The record is from RefSeq and is a predicted model, not a curated record. The coding region runs from base 1 to 342 and encodes 113 amino acids. The transcript is spliced from 2 exons. Lineage: Eukaryota; Fungi; Ascomycota; Eurotiomycetes; Eurotiales; Aspergillaceae.